Molecule: messenger RNA, 288 nt
Organism: Cutaneotrichosporon cavernicola
Lineage: Eukaryota; Fungi; Basidiomycota; Tremellomycetes; Trichosporonales; Trichosporonaceae
Gene: LSM2
Exons: 6
Coding region: 1-288 (95 amino acids)
Biological process (GO): mRNA splicing, via spliceosome
Cellular component (GO): U4/U6 x U5 tri-snRNP complex; catalytic step 2 spliceosome; precatalytic spliceosome
Molecular function (GO): RNA binding
Source: RefSeq, a predicted model, not a curated record
AUGCUCAUCUUCUCCCUCUUCAAGACCCUCACCGACCAGGUGAUCGAGGUCGAGCUCAAGAACGACCUGUGUAUCUCGGGCACGCUCAAGUCGGUCGACCAGUUCCUUAACAUCCGGCUGGACGGCAUCCAGGUCAAGGACCCCGCGCAGUUCCCGCAUAUGAUGGCCGUGAAGAACCUGUUCAUCCGUGGCUCAGUUGUGCGCUACGUCCGCCUGCCGGCACGGGAUGUCGACACCACUCUGUUGGAGGACGGGACGCGUCGGGAGGCCAAGAACGCGUCCAAGUAG